UUCGUUGCCAAGCAAGCAGUCGGAAGCCUGCUUCAUUGAAUGCUGUGGGUCAUUAUUGAUAUCUUCGGAAGAUUCAGAGAUGGGUCAAACAGCGAGUAUUGAUGCUGCUCCUGCUCCUGCUGCUGUCAAAGAUGAAACCACCAAGUCAAAUUCCACUUCCCUGGAAACUGCCAUUGCUGAUGCUAUAGCUUAUGGAAAUGAAGAGACAGAGGUUUUCUAUGAGGCAAAAGCUAAGAAAGCUUUAGACUGCCCUUGCAUAGCUGACUUGCGAAGUGGUCCAUGUGGAAACCAGUUUUCAGAGGCUUUCCUUUGUUUUUCAAGAGCGCUUGCUGAAGAAAAGGGCUCGGACUGUGUACAUCCAUUUGUUGCUCUUCAUUGCAUCAAAGCCAAUCAAGCCCUCCCCGAAGACAUUCUAAAAGAAGAUGAAGUUGAAGAGACGGAACCAGCCCAAGAAUACAAGAUAAUCCCUCCCACAUGGUCUAAAGAAUCUCGAAACCCAAAAUCCAAGCUCUAA
Molecule: messenger RNA, 514 nt
Organism: Prosopis cineraria
Lineage: Eukaryota; Viridiplantae; Streptophyta; Magnoliopsida; Fabales; Fabaceae
Product: mitochondrial intermembrane space import and assembly protein 40 homolog
Biological process (GO): protein import into mitochondrial intermembrane space
Cellular component (GO): mitochondrial intermembrane space
Molecular function (GO): protein-disulfide reductase activity
Source: RefSeq, a predicted model, not a curated record